AUGUUGUCAGGGGAGGAAAUCUUAUGCAGCACCCAGCAGGUGAUCGCAGGGCUGGAGGCUCUGCGUGGAGAGAACCGCACGCUGCUGGACAACAUGCAGGAAACGCUUCAGAGUCAGACACCCAGCGAGAGCGGCAGCCUGGAGCAGGAGAAGACCAACAUCAUUUUAGAGUCUCUGGAGAGGAUUGAACUGGGCCUAGGAGAGGCGCAAGUGAUGAUGGCACUGUCAGUACACCUGGGCUCCUUGGAGGCAGAGAAGCAGAAGUUGCGUGCUCAGGUGCGGAGGUUGUGCCAGGAGAACCAGUGGCUGAGGGACGAGCUGGCCCGGGCCCAGCUGCAGCUACAGGAGCGGGAACAGGAAGUGGUUACUUUAGAGGAGCAGAACAGACACCUGCAGUUCAUGAGCAGCAUCCGCAAGUACGACCACGAAGAGCCGCCUAUGGAGGAUAAAGAUUCGAAUUCAGGGAAGGAGUCCCUUGAUGAUCUCUUUCCUAGUGAAGAAGAGGAGCAAUCACACAUGUCUCAGCCACGCAGUAGUGCUGCUGCUGCUGCCCAGCAGGGAGGAUAUGAGAUCCCUGCCCGACUCCGAACUCUCCACAACCUGGUGAUCCAGUACGCCUCUCAGGGCCGCUAUGAGGUGGCCGUGCCCCUCUGCAAGCAAGCUCUGGAGGACCUGGAGAAAUCCUCGGGCCACAGCCACCCGGAUGUUGCUACCAUGCUCAAUAUUCUGGCUUUAGUGUACAGAGAUCAGAACAAAUACAAGGAAGCUGCCAAUCUCCUUAAUGAUGCAUUGGCCAUCCGUGAGAAGACACUAGGCAUAGACCAUCCAGCAGUGGCAGCUACUCUGAAUAAUCUGGCUGUGUUGUAUGGAAAAAGGGGGAAGUAUAAAGAGGCAGAGCCGCUGUGUAAAAGAGCUCUGGAGAUCAGAGAAAAGGUGCUUGGGACAGAUCACCCUGAUGUAGCCAAACAGCUGAAUAACUUAGCGCUCCUAUGCCAGAACCAGGGCAAAUACCAGGAGGUGGAGCAGUACUAUGAACGUGCGCUGCACAUUUACCAGAGCCAGCUGGGUCCAGACGAUGCCAACGUGGCCAAGACCAAGAAUAACCUGGCCUCCUGUUACCUCAAGCAGGGCAAGUACAGGCAAGCUGAGGCUCUUUAUAAAGAGAUUCUGACUCGUGCUCAUGAGAAGGAGUUUGGUUCAGUAGAGGGGGAUGGACGGCCAGUUUGGAUACAUACAGAGGAGGGAAGCUCAAGACAGGUGUGUUUCUGAUCCAAAUAUGUAUGGUUUAUGAGCUGGAGGAGCUUUUUAAUGUACUUUUUCUUCUGUGUGUGCACUGCAGGAUGGUCUGAAGCGCAGUGGAUCGUUUACCAAGCUCCGGGAAUCCAUAAGACGAAGCAGCGAGAAACUUGUUCAGAAACUGAAAGGUGUUGGAACAGAGGAAACAGCCCCUCGAGCUGCUGGGAUGAAGAGAGCCAAUUCUCUAAAUGUUCUUAAUGUGAGUCUCAAAGAGAGUCAAGAGACUGCUGUGAAGCCCAAGAGGCUGACAGACGCACGAGGUCUGAGUUCCAGCACGCAGAGUUUAGCUCGCCGCGCCUCUCUAAGCGGUGAGACGGCUACCUUUCAGACAAGCCAUAUGACAUCAGGACUCUGGGACAAUGCACACAUCUGACUAGUCUGUAGUAAUGACGAAGAUCAUAUUUGACAAUAAUAUGAGGACAAGUACGUGAUGAAGAAUGCAGGCCUCCCUGAGACUCACUCUUUAAAGCAGUCCAUUAAAGUGCUCCAGGAAAAGGAAAGCACUUUUUGGCUUUACAAAAAGAUUUUUUACACUGUGUAAAAUCAGUUCAAUCUACACAUAUUUUAAAAGCCAGUUGCGAUAUAAAAUGUCAGAAAUGUAUCAUUUAUUACAUUUAAAAGAUGGGACCAUAUUUGAUAAUCAGGCUAUCCAAUAUUACAGACUUCGACGGCACAAUUUUUUCACUAUUUUUGCAGGCAAAAUCCAGUCAUUUAAUCAGGAAUCCAUGCAUUCAGGAGUUUCUUGUGAGAACAAAAAAAGGUUUUCACUCAGGUUUCACUCAUGUUCAGGUUCACUCAACUGGAAGCUUGUGUAGUGAAAGUCUCUAUUUUAUGAGCGUAAUUUAUCACUACAUUAUUGACCUGCAAAGUUUCUCCAAGAUUUUGCUAAUGUUACUGCACCUCAACAGUUUACUUAGAAUAUUGGAGCAAUAUGUGACAGAUUCCAUGUCCUCACACCAACAUGCAAAAGAAUUAUAAUAUUGGAAUUGAACAAUUUGCACCUUAAAUCUUCACUUCUAAACUGCACUCAACUCAACUAAUUGUAAUCCAUGGUUACAUUCCAAGAUGCAUGUAAGAUAUGCUGUGGUACAUGCUAAUUUGUCAACCAAUCAACCAAUUAAUCAACCAAUUGUGGUAUGACUUGUGCCUAUAAAAUAAGGGACUUCUGAUUUUUCAAUUUCGAGCACAUGUUGUACCUUAUAUAUAUUCACAUGCUGUGCUAUUGCUUUAGUUUAAGUUCUAUUUAUCAAUAGGAAGGAUUUUAUAUUAGCGGAAUUUCAGGGUAUUAAUACACAGAAUGUGACUUGAAUCUAGCUAAUGGAUGUAGUUACUGAGAGGUUAGGAAUCAAUGAGCAGUUACAUAAUCUAAACUGCUGUACAAGCUAUGUUUUACUGAAUCAUGUUACAUAUUCCAUGAGUUUAGGAAAUAUUUAUAUACUGAAUGUUGCUGAUGAACUUAAUAAAAUUGUUCUACCUCUGUUAAAAUCAAAA
Carassius carassius (crucian carp) is the source of this 2787-nucleotide messenger RNA. RefSeq names its product kinesin light chain 1-like. The coding region runs from base 1 to 1269 and encodes 422 amino acids. The record is from RefSeq and is a predicted model, not a curated record. Gene Ontology annotation, molecular function: kinesin binding. Gene Ontology annotation, biological process: axo-dendritic transport. Gene Ontology annotation, cellular component: kinesin complex; membrane-bounded organelle; cytoplasm. The transcript has 11 exons. Lineage: Eukaryota; Metazoa; Chordata; Actinopteri; Cypriniformes; Cyprinidae.